This is a messenger RNA of Engraulis encrasicolus (European anchovy), 963 nucleotides long. RefSeq names its product gastrula zinc finger protein xLCGF3.1-like. The transcript is spliced from 2 exons. NCBI's taxonomy places the organism in Eukaryota, Metazoa, Chordata, Actinopteri, Clupeiformes, Engraulidae. Bases 1 to 963 code for a protein of 320 amino acids. The record is from RefSeq and is a predicted model, not a curated record.
AUGAUCAAUACAGGGCAAAAGCCAUUUGAGUGCUCAGAAUGCGGAAAGAGGUUUAGUAGCAAGGACUACCUCAAGCAACACCAGAUGAUCCAUACAGGGGAAAAGCCAUUUGAGUGUUCUGAAUGUGGAAAGGACUUUAGAAGAAUUGGCUACCUCAAGGCACACCAGAAGAUCCAUUCAGGGGAAAAGCCAUUUGAGUGCUCUGAAUGUGGAAAGAGCUUUAGUCAAAUAUACAGCCUCAAGAGCCACCAGAUGAUCCAUACAGGGGAAAAGCCAUUAGAGUGCUCAGAAUGUGGAAAGAGCUUUAGUGAAAUACACAGACUCAAGAGCCACCAGAUGAUCCAUACAGGGGAAAAGCCAUUUGAGUGCUCUGAAUGUGGAAAGGGCUUUAGAAGAAUUGGCAACCUCAAGGUACACCAGAUGAUCCAUUCAGGGGAAAAGCCAUUUGGGUGCUCUGAAUGUGGGAAGAGAUUUAGUCGAAUAUGCAGCCUCAAGAGCCACCAGGUUAUCCAUAAAGGGGAAAAGCCAUUUGAGUGCUCUGAAUGUGGGAAGAGAUUUAGUCGAAUAUGCAACCUCAAGGUACACCAGGUUAUCCAUUCAGGGGAAAAGCCAUAUCAGUGCUCUCACUGCAGAAGGAGCUUUAGCCGCAAGGCAGAUCUCAAGAAACACCAGAUGAUACAUACAGGAGAAAAGCCAUUUGUGUGCUCAGAAUGUGGAAAGCGCUUUAAUCAAAUAUACAGCCUCAAGAGCCACCAGAUGAUCCAUACAGGGCAAAAGCCAUUUGAGUGCUCAGAAUGCAGAAAGGGCUUUAGUCAAAUAAGUGGCCUAAAGAGACACCAGAGGAUCCAUUUAGAGGGAAAGCCAUAUCAGUGCUCAGAAUGUGGAAAGAGAUUUAGUAGCAAGGACUACUUCAUGAAACACCAGAUGCUCCAUUCAGGUGAAAUCCCAGGACACAACAGAUGA